This is a messenger RNA of Gavialis gangeticus (Gharial), 3783 nucleotides long. RefSeq names its product huntingtin associated protein 1 (gene HAP1). The record is from RefSeq and is a predicted model, not a curated record. Gene Ontology annotation, molecular function: signaling receptor binding. The transcript is spliced from 16 exons. Lineage: Eukaryota; Metazoa; Chordata; Crocodylia; Gavialidae. The annotation marks the transcript as partial. Gene Ontology annotation, biological process: neurogenesis; anterograde axonal transport of mitochondrion; neurotrophin TRK receptor signaling pathway. Gene Ontology annotation, cellular component: dendrite.
AAGCCAGCCAAACUGGACACCUCGGGACCGCGUGAGGCACUCUUUGGCCAGAGCCCACCUGCUCCCCACCUCCUCCUCAGCCAGGACUUGCCUGCAGCUACCCUGCUCCAUGCCAGCCAGGACCCAAGCAGUUCUUCUGUGGGCAGAUGCCACGAUGCCACCACCAUCACCGACCUGUGUAACAGCGGCAAUAUCCCUGAGGUGGAGAUCAUCAGCUUGCUGGGGGAGCAGCUGCCCCGCUACACAUUGCGGGCAGACACGGUAUUCGGCUACGACCACGAUGACUGGUUGCACGUACCCCUGGUGCCCCCUGAGGUGCCUGCCCACCUGACACCCCAGCAGAUUGAGGAGACCCUUCAGUACUUCCUUCUCUGCUCUGAGCGGGUCAGCAGGAUCACAAAAACCUACCAUGAUAUCGAUGCAGUGACUAGCCUGCUGGAUGAGAAAGAGCGGGACCUGGAGCUGGCUGCACGCAUUGGGCAGUCUCUGCUGAAGCAUAACCAGAGCCUGACAGAGCGCAAUGAGCUCUUGGAGGAGCAGCUGGAUGUGGCCAAAGAGGAGAUUGCUCAGCUGCGGCAUGAGGUCUCUAUGCGGGAUGACCUGCUCCACAUCUACACUGAUACCACAGAGGAGAGUGAGCCUGUCUCAGUCGCAUCCAUGCCGCUGCCCCGCAGGGAGUCUUCACUGUCUCUGCAGCAGUAUUUCCAGUAUGACACCCUGCAGCAGAAGCUCAAGGUCUUGGAGGAGGAGAACCAGAAGCUGCGGUUGGAGGCCACCAACAUUGCCACAGAAACCUGUCAUUAUGAGGACCAGGAGCAGCAGCUGAUGAUUGAUUGUGUGGAGCAGUUCUCUGAAGCCAGCCGGCAGGUGGCAUUCCUCUCUGAGGAGCUGGCCCGCAAGGUGGAGGACACUGCCCGACAGCAGGAAGAGAUCAGCCAGCUCCUGGCUCAGGUGGUGGAUCUCCAGCAGAAGUGCCGUGUGCAUGGUACAGAGAUGGAGGAGCUGCAGCAGCAUCUGGCCACAGCAAAGGAGAUUCAGCAGCAGCUCCGUACUGAGUUGCAGGACCUGCAGGAGAAAUACAUGGAGUGCGGUGGGAUGCUGCAUGAAGCUCAGGAGGAGAUCAAGAGCCUGCGCAACCGCAGCAUGCCCAACAGCACCAUCAACCGCUACAGUUCAUGCAGCCUGCUGCCGAUGGACUCACUGGCAGCAGAGAUCAAGGGAACGAUGAGGAAAGGCAAUGACAGUUCAUCCUCUUCGGAGUACAAGAGUUACCUGCGGGUGUUUGAGACUGUGAAGGCCGCGAACCAGGUGUUCAAAGCCAAGUCGCGCUCUGAGUCCCCUCCGAACCUGUCUGGCUCCAAGCAGUCCUCUGUUGCCCCCUCGAUGGGGUGCAGCCGGGUCAGCACCCCUCGCACCAGCUGCUAUGGUUCAGACAGUGCCAGCCUGGGGCCAGAGGAGCGGGGCCUGGUGCUGGAGAACAUGGAGAGUGGACAAGGUGAAGGGGGUGAGGAGAAGCGCCGGGGUAUGCCAGGCACCCCAGGUAGGCAUGACCUGGAGGCAGCCCUGCAGCGCCUGUCAGCACGCCAAGAAAACCACACUUCAGAGUGCUCCUUCUUUGAGAUGGAGCGGGAGCGCAAACUGAAGAGGCUGAAAGAAGCGGAGAGUUCCAGCGGCUUCCUCACCCCCAAUGAGAGCGUCCUGUCCACUGGCACCAACUACUCGGGCAGCUCAGAGCACACUGGGGGCUCUGGCUUCUCCCUGGGCUCCCUGUCCUACCUGCCUGACAAACUGCAGAUAGUUAAGCCCUUGGAAGGCUCUGUGACACUGCAUCACUGGCAGGAGCUGGCCAAGCCGAAUCUGGGUGGGAUUCUGGACCCCCGCCCUGGUGUGCUCACCAAACACUUCCAGCAGCUGGAUGUAGACCUGGAGGAGGUCUACAACCUCAAUGACCUCGAGGAGGAUGAUGUGGACUUGGGCUCCUUCCAGGCACUUGCUACCUCAACACCUUCUAGAGCCAAGGAACACUCGAGCUUGUUCCAUUCUGUUAACAACCUCCCCCAGACCCAGUCUACAUACACCAUCACCACCUGCCACAUCCUACACCCCAGCAAUGAGAUCACCUCUGUCACGCCCAGUCUUUAUAAUACAGUGGUAUCCUCUUGUGGGCCCAUUGAGAGGCUGAUUGCUGCCAGCCCUGUUCCCCAGUGCCACCCAUUGGAACAGUCUCCCCAUGCGCUGGAACGCAUCCCUCAGGUGCUGGGUGCCCCCCUUGGACUAGUGACCCUCCUCCUGGAGCAUGGCAUUUCUGCCACUGUGCAGUCUGGGGAAACCCAGCCAGUCUGCCAGGCACCAGAGACCUCUUCUUGGCUGCCCCCCUCCUUGGCUCCUCUGAGACUGCAACGAGACAGCCUUCACAGCAGGUCUCUCCAUGGCUUUGGUUUGGCCCAGCCCUGCCUGAGCACCGCUGAGAUGGAUGAUGGUAGGGCCUCUGGGCUGAGUGGAUGCCAAAGCAGGAGCAACAUCUUCAGUCUGAACCUGGUGGAGAAGCUGAAGAGGCUUGGGUUGGACAAAGUUGUGGCUAGAGGUGAGGCCUCCUACUGGCAAGGGGCUGAGAGAAAGCAGCCUGCAAAGACUCUGACUGCCACAGCCCCGCAGUAAGCUGGUUCAUUGACUUUGCCUCCAUCUGCUGCUGCAGGGAGCUUAUGAGCUUCAGGGCUGGACAUUAUCCUAUAGGGAGCAUUGUGACUUCUGCCUGUCACAGCCACUGCUUCCCUUUGGUCUCCUAUGACUAGCCAGAACCCUUUGAAAAGCAAAUAGGAGCUGCACAUGUGGUAUGUGUAGUGAGACGGGGCAUAAUGGGGAGGUUAAUGUCUUGGCUGGCCUCAUGGGAAUGGCCUGUCCCACCAUUAUCCAUGUCUCGAGGCAGGCACAGGUCUUGCAGGUAGGCGUAAGGCUGUUGCUGCUGGUCUCUUGCAUUGCUGACUCAAGCACAUUUAAAUGCUGCAAGGUUGGUAUAAUGGGCAUCUAAGGUUUUUGCCUGGAGGGUGCAUUCCUCCACGGUAAAGGUGCAGGUCUCCUGUGUGCGUUAUCAGAAGAUGGGUGAUGCUGGAAAAAGUUUCUCUCCUUGUCUGAAGCUAGGCUCUCAGCUCUAGAGCAGAGAGCCAGACCUGGGGCCUUUUGAGCCACCCCACCCUCACUUUAGCAGGGGUACCGGUGCCCUCUGCCAACAUGAGUAAACACAGCAUGCACUCUGCCCAUAAUUGGGUCCUGGGGAUAUUGCUGCUGGUGCUACAGUCCCAGCUCAGGGAAAGCAGAUCAUUGUACCCUUCCUCUGUUACUCCCAGGACCCUUUUAAGGGAGCUGGUGCCCUGUUACCAUGUGGUUGUAAUGCAGUGUGUUCUGGUAGAGUUGACCAGUUUGUGCCUGCCUGCUGGGCAGGGAAGGAAUAGGGGAGCUAUAGUAUUUGUGCCCUAAAGGAGUAAGCCAAGCCCUUGCUAUAUUAACACUCACCUCCUCUGAGCACCAAACCCUUAGGAAUCCAGGGCCGGAUUAGGCUGCCCUUGUGCUGCCCAGCACUAGAGUAGAGCAGACCAGCUCACUUCUGCCACUUGUGGUGCUGGCAGCUCUGCUGGCUGUGCCAACCACAUUCUCAGCUCGUUGAUCAUAAAGGCCAGAUCCUGCUCUUGCCCAAGUCAAGGGAGGCAUUGACUACUGAGCAGACUCCCAGCCUGAAUGAGAAAUGGACCAGGUAUUUUUUCCAGUCAUGAACAGUGGCAUAACUGC